This is a messenger RNA of Ipomoea triloba (trilobed morning glory), 2462 nucleotides long. RefSeq names its product pentatricopeptide repeat-containing protein At1g09220, mitochondrial-like. The transcript has 3 exons. Gene Ontology annotation, molecular function: protein binding; RNA binding. Lineage: Eukaryota; Viridiplantae; Streptophyta; Magnoliopsida; Solanales; Convolvulaceae. Gene Ontology annotation, biological process: RNA modification. The record is from RefSeq and is a predicted model, not a curated record. The coding region runs from base 684 to 1997 and encodes 437 amino acids.
GCUGCGAAGAUCAAGCAUCCAAGAAACUGAAGUUGAGAAGUUCUUCCUCUCUGCCUCGAUUUUUUCAUCGAUUUUUUUUAUCUAUGAAUAUGUUUAUAAUCUAUACUAAUUUCUGGAAUAUAAAGUUUAAAAUUUCAUCUUUCAAUCUGUGUUUGUUGAAUUUUGUUCAGAAAAGUAUAGAUCUAAGUUAAGUAUAAUGUUGAACUUCUAAAAUUUAUAUAUUACAGAUUUACAGAGCUAUAUACUAUUUUUUUUCUUUUCAAAAAUCUUAGGUGACCUGAACAGCUCAAAAACCCAGAUCUGUACUCAGAUCUUACAUGCAUGGGUUCGAUCUGGCCUUACAUGCACGGAAGAAGAAAUACCCAAAAUAUGAUAUUGAAGUUCAUCCAUUUUAAAAAUUCGUAGAUUCAUAGAUAUAUGUAUCAAGAUAUAGGAUUAAAAAUAGUUUAGAGUCCUUUUAUUUGGGUAUAUUUAUCAAUGAAAUACUAUUAUCAAUCUGACCUUUAAUAGUGUUUUUACUUAAGUUAUUGUUCGCUUUGUUUUAUUGACUAUGCGUUUCUAUUCAUUUAUAUUGUAGAUCGGAUCAUGGCUUCUAUUCAUUUACAUGGAUAUUCUUAAUAUAAAAGAUACUUGAAAUCUACUUCAUUGUGAAUUGCAAGGUAAAGCCAUUGGUACAAGAAAGAAUGCUCUCAGGAGCUGCUGUCUCCCUGCUCUCCCUCAUACGUAAACAUGAAUUCAACCGUACAUCAAUCCAACAACUCCACUCUCAUUUGAUCUUUUGCACCUCAACGCCGAUCAUACUCACUCUUUGGAACUCUGUUCUCCGCCACUACUCCCUCGGAUCCUCCCCCCAAGAAGCUCUUUUCCUCUUUCGGCAUCUGCAGCGCAGAUUGAGACCCGGGUUCUUCUUCGAUAGCUUCGCUUAUUCUUUCCUCAUUAAAGCUGCUGCUAAUCUAACCCAACCCAGUAUCGGAAAACAGGUGCAUUGCCUGAGUUUUAAAUCUGGGUUUCAUUCUCAUGUUUAUGUGCAAACUGCCUUGGUUGAUAUGUAUGUUAACUGUCGGUGUCUUGUGGAAGCCCAGAAUGUGUUCGACGAAAUGCCUAGCAGGAAUAGUGUGACAUGGAAUGUGUUGAUUACUGGGCUUAUCAAGUGGGGUGAGCUUGGGUUUGCUCGGGCUGUUUUUAAUGCGAUGCCGGAGAAGAAUGUGGUUUCUUGGACGGGUAUUAUUGAUGGGUACACACGGGCGGGCAAGUUCAAUGAAGCUUUGUUGUUGUUCCGUGAAAUGGUGGUGAGUGAGGGGAUUAAACCAAGUGAAGUGACUCUUUUGGCGAUUUUCCCUGCUGUUUGGAACCUUGGGCAUCUCAAGUCUUGCCAAAUGCUGCACGCCUAUGGGGAGAAAAGUGGGAUCAACUCUUUUGAUAUCCGCAUUAUGAACUCCCUUGUGGAUGCAUAUUCCAAGUGUGGGAGCAUAAACUAUGCUUCGAAAGUUUUCGAUGAUAUACCAGAUGAAAGGAGGAAUUUGGUGUCAUGGACAUCGAUAAUAUCAGGAUUCGCAAUGCACGGGAUGGCCAAAGAAGCUUCGAAUGGUUUUAGGAUGAUGCAGAGUGCAAAUGUAAGACCAAAUCAGAUUACAUUCUUAAGUGUACUACAUGCUUGUAGCCAUGGUGGUUUGGUGGAUGAGGGUGUUGUGUUUUUCGGAAAGAUGGUUCAUGACUUUGGGCUUCAACCGAAUAUUAAACAUUAUGGAAGUUUGAUAGACAUGUUGGGGAGGGCAGGGAGAUUGGAAGAAGCAGAAAGGAUGGCUUUGGAGAUACCUAAUGAGAUCUCCAAUGUUGUGAUUUGGAGAACACUAUUGGGUGCUUGUAGUUUUCAUGGAAAUGCAGAGUUGGGACAGAGGGUUAUGCAGAAAAUUCUGGAGCUGGAGAGAACAUAUGGUGGUGAUUAUGUGUUGCUUUCUAAUAUUUUUGUUGAUAAUGAAACACGUAGUUUACAAUAAAUCGAUUCAAACACAGCACCUGUUCGAUGGAUUGCCACCGAGGUGUGAUAAGAACGGAGCUUCGAACUUGAAAGCGCUGAGGGCAGAGAGCCGAAGGCGACUUGGUGGACAACCGUAACCGGGAAGCCUGCGAGAUAGAGAGAGAGGCGGAGACGCCGAGGCAGAGGGAAGCGGAGAUGCCGAGUCGGAGAGUCCGAGAGGCCGAGGGAGAAGCGGAGACGCCGAGGGAGAAGCGGAGGCGCCGUGGGAGAAGAAGCGGAGAAUCAGAGAGACGCGAUGGGUGUGGGCCGCAGAAAAGAUGGGUAGGGUUAUGUUGUAUUUGGGUGUGUGUAUCAGUGUAUAGCAUGUGUUUUAAUUUAGAUUAUUAUUAUACAUUUAAUUUAAUUUAGAUUAGAUUAAUGAUUGUUUGGAAGUAAUAUGUGUUUAAAUUAUCUUUUAAACCAUCUUUUAUAGUUUAAAUUUAAA